AUGGAACAGUACCUAUGGCUCCAAGAACAUUUCCCGGAGUAUACUGCAAUCCACGAUGGGGACAAGGAAUACACGCUCUUCUGGCCCAAGAUUUAUCUUUAUUGGUUUAGCAGAUGGCCUGAGAGCAACAAACCAGCAGAAACUGAUGCUGAGGAUUCACGUAAAGCUCAAUUACAGACCUGGUUUCAUUGGCAGACAAACGCAUCCAAGAAAAAAAAUCGCAGCUUAAAGAAGGAUAUGUCCAUCUUUGAAGCUGCACUGGUACCAAAGUCGCACGCAAAAUCCACUGAAGAGAUAUACAUGGAUAUGGUCUAUAGUGAAUGGAUCAAGCCUCUCAUCAAGGCCGAACAAGAGGCAGGUAACAUAGGUACAGCUGGCCAGCGCAUGGCAUUGGGCCUGAAAGUUUUGCAAGGAGCUCCUGGAAGACGAGUAAAGAGGGUCGUGUUAGACGAUGAAGAUGACAAUGAUGAAACUGAUGCUGAUCCCAUCGCAAAAGCUAUUGAUUAUUUACCAAUCAUAUGCCAGCGCUUUGCACGUCUCAUCAAGAAAAAAACUCAAUUCAUAGUCUCCUUCAUGUGCACUGGACCAGAGCCGAGGCAUGAUUGGGACAUCAUUUCAUUAUCGUGCCAUCUGUCAGAAACCCCCGCUGGGAGUAAUUUUUCUCAAUUGUGCCCUGACAAGGACAACACCUUCCUUGCGGCAUACCAGCAAUACGCUGAGUUGAUAUUCCCUGCAAACGAGCGCGAUCCGCUACUGCCAGGUGUUGGAGAUGACAAUGAGCUUGAAGAGCUUGAAGGAUGCGACAAUGGUGAAGAGGAUAUGAAUGGAGGAUGUGAUGGUUCCAUGGAUUGGAAUAUUCCAGGUCUUUAUAUCGUUUCAUGCCUGCCUGAUGCAAGCAGAUGCAUCAAUGAUUAG
Molecule: messenger RNA, 915 nt
Organism: Suillus paluster
Lineage: Eukaryota; Fungi; Basidiomycota; Agaricomycetes; Boletales; Suillaceae
Exons: 7
Coding region: 1-915 (304 amino acids)
Source: RefSeq, a predicted model, not a curated record